CGCACAACGAACAACUCCUUCUCUCCUCACCGCUAAACUUCAACCCAACUCACCUUUCCCUUUCUCCAUUCUUCCUCUCCGUCCCCAUUUCUUCGACGGUCUCUUAUCCUUUUGUUCAAUUUGAACUUUCCUAUUCCAUCUCUUUUCUACCCAUCCUAAGUAACUGUCCUCCAGCAAAUCAUCCACAAUGCGUGAAAUCGUUCACCUUCAGACCGGUCAGUGUGGUAACCAAAUUGGUGCUGCUUUCUGGCAAGGAAGAAGAGGACGCGUGUCUGAUUGGGAUAAUAGCUACAAUGGCUCCUCCGACCUCCAGCUGGAGCGUAUGAACGUCUAUUUCAACGAGGCCAACGGUGACAAGUAUGUUCCUCGUGCUGUUCUGGUCGAUCUCGAGCCCGGUACCAUGGACGCUGUCCGUGCCGGUCCCUUCGGCGAGCUCUUCCGUCCCGACAACUUCGUCUUCGGCCAGUCUGGUGCUGGUAACAACUGGGCCAAGGGUCACUACACCGAGGGUGCCGAGCUGGUCGACCAGGUUAUCGAUGUCGUCCGUCGCGAGGCUGAAGGCUGUGACUGCCUCCAGGGUUUCCAGGUCACCCACUCUCUCGGUGGUGGUACCGGUGCCGGUAUGGGUACCCUUCUGAUCUCCAAGAUCCGUGAGGAGUUCCCCGACCGUAUGAUGGCUACUUUCUCCGUUGUUCCCUCCCCCAAGGUUUCCGACACUGUCGUUGAGCCUUACAACGCUACCCUCUCCGUUCACCAGCUCGUUGAGCACUCCGAUGAGACCUUCUGUAUCGACAACGAGGCUCUGUACGACAUUUGCAUGCGCACCCUUAAGCUCUCCAACCCCUCGUACGGUGACCUGAACCACCUGGUCUCCGCCGUCAUGUCCGGCGUCACCACUUGCCUUCGUUUCCCUGGUCAGCUCAACUCUGAUCUGCGCAAGCUGGCUGUCAACAUGGUUCCCUUCCCUCGUCUGCACUUCUUCAUGGUCGGCUUCGCUCCUCUGACCAGCCGUGGUGCUCACUCUUUCCGCGCCGUCUCCGUUCCCGAGUUGACCCAGCAGAUGUUCGACCCCAAGAACAUGAUGGCAGCUUCUGACUUCCGCAACGGACGUUACCUCACCUGCUCUGCCAUUUUCCGUGGUAAGGUCUCCAUGAAGGAGGUCGAGGACCAGAUGCGCAACAUCCAGUCCAAGAACCAGAGCUACUUCGUUGAGUGGAUUCCCAACAACAUCCAGACCGCUCUGUGCUCCAUUCCCCCCGAGCUGUUCAAGCGUGUCGGUGAUCAGUUCACUGCUAUGUUCCGUCGCAAGGCUUUCUUGCAUUGGUACACUGGUGAGGGUAUGGACGAGAUGGAGUUCACUGAGGCUGAGAGCAACAUGAACGAUCUGGUCUCCGAAUACCAGCAGUACCAGGACGCCUCCAUCUCCGAGGGUGAGGAGGAAUACGGCGAGGAGGAGCCCCUCGAGGCUGAGGAGUAAAUUAUUUCCCUCUAGCCUUUCAGUGACGUGAAUUAAGAUCUGUUCACAGUAAUACCCCUGAUACAUAAGUCUACUUUCUCUCUGGCCUUGGCCUAGCUCGCAGGCUGCUGCUGCCAUACUGGACUAUUUUGCUCGAGCGUUUUUUUUUUAAUCUUCCUGUUCUUAAUUUCUUAUGGUCGCCAGGGCCUCUGAAAGUAUUGGACUCAAAUAGUACAAAGUUCAAAAGCAUUGUCGGCAAUCCUCCGUCAAUGGUCCACCCGGGCAGAUU
Molecule: messenger RNA, 1745 nt
Organism: Aspergillus novofumigatus IBT 16806
Lineage: Eukaryota; Fungi; Ascomycota; Eurotiomycetes; Eurotiales; Aspergillaceae
Product: tubulin beta chain
Exons: 9
Coding region: 188-1477 (429 amino acids)
Biological process (GO): microtubule cytoskeleton organization; mitotic cell cycle
Cellular component (GO): cytoplasm; microtubule
Molecular function (GO): GTP binding; GTPase activity; structural constituent of cytoskeleton
Source: RefSeq, a predicted model, not a curated record